Messenger RNA from Rosa rugosa (rugosa rose), 1482 nucleotides. RefSeq lists its product as uncharacterized. Bases 585 to 1112 code for a protein of 175 amino acids. NCBI's taxonomy places the organism in Eukaryota, Viridiplantae, Streptophyta, Magnoliopsida, Rosales, Rosaceae. The transcript has 4 exons. The record is from RefSeq and is a predicted model, not a curated record.
UUGAACCCCCAAACUUUAGAGGCAAUUUACAAUAAUUCUCUCUUCUAAAGAUGCAACUCCCUUAUGAACAGUAACUCCCUAUCGUAUGAUUUCAAUGACUUUAUUUCAAACAAAAUUAUUGGUUCUUGGUUUCCUGCGUUUAUCAUUGUUCUGAUUUAUGUUUUUGCUUGGUUCUCUGUCAUUUGUGUACUGUGAUUUGUUGGAAUUUUUGGUCAAAUGGUUCUCUAUCACUCUUACUCAAUCACUCUGUGUUUGCAUGCUUUUUGGGAUCAUUGAGUCCUUUCGGGUUUUUGAGUUUCCUGUGUUUGCAUGCUUCCUAGCUUACUGCUAUACACCCUUUCUGAAUGUUUCCUUUCUCAGAAGAUAGAGAAAUCAAUUGCAGAGGGAGUCUAUAUUGUUCUUCUCGGUGUUCAAGUAUAUUUUUGUUCAUCGGUUGGCCCAAGUUAUACUGCAAGCAUUAGCUUUGAAUCAUAAAUUUAAUUUCAAUUUUGUUUACUGCUUUUUGCAUUCAGAAAGGGUGUAUAGUAGUAAGGCCAGGUUUAGAAAUGUGAUAGUUGUUCACUCUUCAGGUUUAGAAACAGUUGAUGGGCGUUCAAGAUUUGGAAACUGUGGAAAAUUCAGAUUUAAACCUACUUGAUACCACCAACAACAAGGAGCAGCUCAAAUACUGCAGAGCUACUCUGAAAAAAAUUGUAGAAGAAGAUGGGUGGUACUACCUGGGAUGCUCGAUCUGCCACAAACAAAUGAGGAAAAAACUGGACAGCGAAUUGCUCAUAUGCCAGCAGCAUGAUAUGCAGCACGACCAAUAUAUCUUCAGAGUCACUGUUCUCAUUGAAGAUGAGACUGAUCAAGCACAUGCAGUCUUAAUGGGCAAAGAAGUAGAAGAAAUCUGUGGAAUCUCAUGGGAGGACUUGAUUAUCAAGAAAAACUGCAGAAACCAAAGAAUCAUACCACAAGAAAAUUUUCAAUUAGAAGGAGAGAUCAAACUGCUGAAAUUGAAGACAGGAACAAAAAGAGAUUUCCUUAUAAAGGGGGUGGGUAUACGAAGAUGUUCACAAGUUCACACCAACCCAAGAUAUCGAACCAACAACUUCCACGCCAAAUCCUCUUAGAUUUGGGAAGAAGAGGAAGGAAUUAUUCAAAGCAAAACCAAGCAAGAACCCAAAAAGUGACAACUUUGAACCAUCAGAUCAGACCAGCAAAAAUACAUCGGCUCAAUCUGACAAAGAAGACCUUACCUAGCCACUUCUGCUUUGCAAUCCUAUGCUUUCCGCCUUUUUGUGAUGAGCACCAAUAUCUAUAGUUUUUUAUAAUGCUAAUGGUCCUUGAAAAACAAUGUCAUGCUGUGACAUAUAAGCACUGGUUGUCAGGACCAUUCUCUAUGUUUUUUGUAAUGCUAAUGGUCCCUGAAAAACAAUCAACCAAGACAGCAGACCUUCUGUACAUCAACUGAUCAAUGUACAUAAAAGCUUUUUGGCUGUU